Cydia pomonella (codling moth) is the source of this 10137-nucleotide messenger RNA. RefSeq names its product piggyBac transposable element-derived protein 3-like. Lineage: Eukaryota; Metazoa; Arthropoda; Insecta; Lepidoptera; Tortricidae. The transcript is spliced from 2 exons. The coding region runs from base 8039 to 9868 and encodes 609 amino acids. The record is from RefSeq and is a predicted model, not a curated record.
CGCUUAUAGCGUGAUUAUCAAUUAUGCCUCUGUCUUCAUGUAUUAUGUAUGUCUCUCUGUAAAUGUUAUUGUGAGGUUGUGCAUUAAAGAGGACUUGUAUUGUAUACAACAUAUAUUUACGGAUUUAAUAUACUGUAGACUAGGGUUUGCAAUCGGAAACCGGAAUGUAUGAAAUUAGUCGGAUCCGGAUCCGCGGAUCUUCCCAUACAUUUCAGAUCCAUCGUGCAAACCAUACGGAAGAUCUAUUAUGAUGAUUUUGUAUCGUUUAUGGUGAAAUAUUAAAACAUGCGGCAUUAAAAUAAAUGAAUAAAUGAUAUGUUGAUUUUCCCCUGUCGUACGGACAGCAAGCUAUCUCAUAUAAUAUCUGAGCGUCAAAUUGUAUGUAAAUGCUUCUGUCUUUACGUAAUUUGACGCUUUACCGACCAAGUAUCGUAGAUCGAGGGCAGACGCCUAGCCAAUAUACCAAUAUUUGAUAGAAACCGUCAAUCAGAACUUAAAUAAUGUACAUAAUUUGUGACGUUCUCAAGCAAAAGGUACCACAUUGUCGCUUGCCAUAAAAACGCUCUGACAGGUUAUUCGUACAAAAGAUAAGAGCAUAUUUCGUCCUUAUGGUAAGCGAAAAAGCGGUACCUUUUACUUGAGAACGUCAAAAAAAUGUGAGAAAUUCGUUCUGCAGGCAAGCAGUAGGCUUUAUGAUAUAGUACAGUCAGCAUCAAAAGUAGCGGAUCAAAUAACGUUUCAUAAGUAUCUACAUUCAUAUUUACAUCUCAUUCUGUAAAAGCUUACCAAAAAGUGAUGUCUUUAAUAUAGAAUAACUAAAUCUGUAAAAGAUAUACUUUUGAGCGCGAAUUUUAACAAUUUUUCUAUAUUUGGAACAGUUAUCCGGAAUAUCGGAUACUUUUGGCGCGUUGUUUCAUCCGCUACUUUUGAUGCUGACUGUACAGCAAAAUUAUAAACGAAUAGCUGUUAUAUGUUUUUUUUUCGAUUGCAGAUCCAGUUCUUAUAAAAAGUAACAAAAAGGGUGUAUAUCGGCUGCUAUAUCAACGUUAUAUGUUCUCAAGAGCUUCGAAAUCCAACAAGGGCGUGGUAUGGAAAUGUGUUGAUAGUAAAAGUGAGGAGUGUAAAGCAAAAGUCACCACAGACGACAACCUGAAUGUGGUGGUGUCCAAGGGAAAACAUAACCAUAAGAACCCGCCGUUGGAGUCUAAACCAAAACAUGUGUAUUUUUCGACUAUAGCAACCUAAGUUACUUUUUAUCGUGAUUUUUUUAAGCUUACCGAAUAAUGAACAUGUAUCCCAGACCGUCAAAAAUAAUAUAGUUUUCUAGGAAUAACAACUUUUUAAUCCAUAGAUCAACCACUCAUAGAAAUUUCGUUAUCUGCCCCUCUAUCGCUUGUCUGUAUUCGUGCGAUAGAGAGGAAGAUAAUUUCGAUUUUCAUUUCAAGCGGGUAGGCCCUCUAUUAAUAUUUCAUUUGAUGCUUGUGUCUACUAACAUAGAUUAUAAUAAUUGCGCAUAGGAUAAUAAUAAUUUAGAUUAUUUUUAAAUACAAUGUGUACGUGUAAAACAAGAAAAAAAUACUCACACAUUGGCACACUCAUUGGCUUUGUAUUUUUUUCAUGUUUUACAUGAAUAUUGUGAACACAACAAUGUAUGCUAACAAUGUGCCUGUGUAUGUUACGUAAAUAGAGUUAAAAGGGAUUUCCCAACCAGUAAGGCGGGCGCGCCUCAUUCAGGGGGCGUAGGGUUUUAAUAGGAAUUUUAAUCGAUUUUUUAUAGUGUACCGUUGUAUUCGCCUUCGCGCCGCUUUCCGCGACACCGCUAUCGCUAGGGACCCCACCCCGUCACCGAUAUGAACGGUCAGGAAAAAUAAUUACAGUACCCCUAGUGUAAAUUUGAUCGACAUCAUAACGUGACGAACGCGUUUGCGUUAAGUCUCAUUUUGUAUAGGAUUUUGAGUUUCCAAAACGUCCCGCCUGGCGCGCUCUUUCUAAAUCCAAUACAAAAUGAGACUAAACGCAAACGCGUACGUCACGUUUCGAAAUCGAAUUUAUUUACACUAGGGGUACAGAUCAGCGGUGGCAGCAUGGAUUCAUUUUUAUCACCUGUUAGAACGUGACAGGCAUGGUGACAGAUGAUGAAAAUGCGACCGUGCUGAGCCCGCAGGAAUUUUGUCAGGUAAUUCAAAAUUUGUAUCUGGUAACCCUAGGCGCAGCGAGCGAUUCCAGAUUUACCCCAUUAUUCAUAAAACUUUACAAGCCGCAAUGAGUUAUGUAUUCUCCAUUUCGGCACUUAGGGGUGUAGUACUUGAGCAUAACGUUGGAUGAGGCGCAUAGGGUAAAAGUUUGGGAACCCCUGAGCUAGAAUAAGAAUAUUGUAAGCUAUUGGUAUUAUUAUUUUUAUACGUGAUGUGCUUAUCAUUUGAAUUUUUAUUUUAUGAGCAUCAGAAAAAAAUUAUAUUGAUAAAUAUUAUUGCUAUGCUACAAUUUAUAUUAUGCUACAAAACAUUGCUAAAUUUAGUCGAAGGUAUAAUGCUAUUCUAAAAAAAACAACGGGUUGCACUCCGGGAGUCCCGGCAGACGUGAAAACUUGAAUAUUAUCGAUGUGCAUUUUUGAUAUUUUGGAAUGGUUAGGGAAUAAUUUUGCACGAAUUCCUUUAAUUAUCAGUAUAAAAGUACUAUCAUUUAUGUGGUAAAAUACCAUAUUCAUUUAUUGCGCUAUCGUACACAAAUAUGACAAUUUAACACUUCAGAACUAUUACAAAUAUUUAACAUUAAAAAGUUUAUCUCUGAAAAAUCAACUUCCAUACAUAAUUUCAACGACUACUCUACUGGCUUCAAUGACAUUGUAACAGUUUUUCGAUUAGGUCACGUGUCCGUCUUACGAAUUUUCAAUCUGUCUAAUAUGUCGGUCACGUGACCUGUCGCGAGUUUAAAAUUUUUUCGCCAUCACAAAAAGUGCACAGCGCCGAUAAAGAAGUUUUCACUUCAAAAAUUAUCAAUUUAUUUUUAAAGGCUCGGCUGUCAUUUGUUCGGGUGUUUUUUAAGCUUGAACCCCAAUUCUUUUAAAGUCGAAUAUCAUAAAAUUCAUAAAUUUUAAUAGUGUUGAUGAGAAAGCCCAAUGCCCGUUUUUUAUACACAUAUGCCGUACUAGUUACUCUCCGACUGCGUUUAAAACGUAUUCUUCUGGUGGCACUUACAAACCGGUUCCGCUGCACUGCCACAUACCUAUCUAACAUAUUUAUCACGUAAAUUCAAAUUAGAUACAGUUCUAUAAUAGCCCUUUAUAGGAAGCGUCUUGCUUCGACUUUUUAAAAAGCAAUAUUCAAGUCUUAAGUUUGUUUUCUAUAUUCACCCGAUAGUAUAAUUUGGGGUCAAAGUUAUUUAGGAAACGAAUGUGAUACAUUUUCACAAAAAUAAAUGUUUGCAUAACAUUAACAAAAUAUUUAGUUACUAAUUACACAAAAAAAUAGGACUUGCGAACUAUAUUUUACCUGUUACAGGCAACCAUAUAUGGCAGUUAUAAUAUUCAACUCUAUUGACAACUAUUAAAGUUUAAAAACAAAAUAUCCUCCCAGGGACCUUUCGGUGGGACUCAUCUCAGAGACCUUUAUAUAGGACAAAUUCCAAAACAUUAUUUACAGUACAUAUGGGGCUACUUUAUAGCACUAGUGCGAGAAGUAGCAUAUUACGUUACUGUGUCGAACAUUUAAAGGGCCAUAUGUACUGUAAAACGUUGUACGAUACAUGUGCGAAUAGGUAAUUCGCAACUCGUGUCGAUUUAAAACACUCCCUUCGGUCGUGUUUUAAUUUAUCGCCACUCGUUUCGAAUUUCCUAUUUUUCGCACUUGUAUCGUAAUGUACUAUUUUAACUUUCACUAAACAAGACAUGGUUCCAAAUUCAAAAACAAAACAUCGAUUCUGGCAUCCAGGAGGAUAUUUUUUAUGAUAUGCGUUAAGGGGUUAAAAUGAGAGCAACUACGUUUGCAUGGAGCACCGAGCUUGCUGGGGACCAUUAAGCAAAAUUUAUUUCUUUAGGUAUUACUUAAGUUCAGUUAUUUUUUGAAUGAAUCAAUAAGUUCGGUUUUUUUUAAAGUGUAUUGAUGUCUUGCUAGUUAUAGACAACUACGAGUAUUUGUUAGGUAUAGGCAAUGUAAGUUACACUUGGUCGGUUGCUGAUAAGAUUGCGCUCUGGUUGAAUCUUUAUGGCAAUUGCACCUUAUUGGCAAUCAAUAAGUGUCCUUUUGGUUGAAAACAAUUAUUUUAAAUACCUAUUUUACUAUGUUUAGUAUAUACAUUUAUCUCAUUUUUAAAAAUUUUAAAUGCCUUACUCAUGCGUCUACCUCAAAUGUAUGAAUAAAUGACAAUGUUGACGAAUAUAAGAUUAAAAAUAUUGAAAAUUAUAUGUUUUGAUUAAGUACGAAUAAAAAUAUAGAAAUAUCAGAAAUAAGAUAUUCAUAAAUAUUGUAACAUUUUUUUGUAGUUUUAUUAAAUAGAUUUAAUCAAUCGCGUUUUUUAAUCCCGUACCAAUCACUUAUCACACGAACAACUUCAAGACGAGAUAUACCUUUUUAAUUAUUUGUGAAACAACGACACCCAUUGUCAUAUGUAUAUUCACCUCCAAUAAUAUGUUACUCUUCGAAGGCUGCAAACAUAUAUAAAUAUAUGACACGCUCUUAUGGAUCUACAAAUAAGAUCGUGUCAGAUAUUUUUGCGGCCUUUGCUGUGUAACAUUGCAGGUUACUGUCAUUAUACGUUUUAAAUAAUAUUUGACAGGUCAGGCGGUUCUCAUCAUGUCAGAAAAAAGUAAGCCGCUUCUACUACACCGUCAAUACAAAUAUUGGAAGCAUCAUGUAACGGUAGAUAAGAUUUGUUGGUAUUGCUCAAUGACAAAAUCUCAAAUGUGCAAAGCUAGGGUGUAUACGGAUUUUUCUUAUGCGUUUAUAUACUCAAAAUAUCACCACACUCAUCCGCCUCGAAAUUUUACAUACUAGAGCAUAUACUAUAUAGAAUUAUGGUAUAUUUUUUCGUUCCAGAACCCCUAGUGUAAAUCUCAUUCGUUGGCGUGACAAGCGUUGUCUAUUUUUGUAUGGGAUUUAGAACAGCGCGCCAAGCGGAACGUUAAGGAAACUCAAUAAUCUCAUACAUAAUGACACUUAACCCUAACGCGUACGUCACGUCACGCUAUCGAAUGGAAUUUUCACUAGGGGUACAGGGUACCUAGAUCUCACAAUGUAUUUAUAGGUAUUAAAUUACGUUUAACUAUAGGUAUCUACUUGUCUUUUUCAUUUGACUUUUGGGUUGAAUCGCAAUAUAUUUUACAUUGCUUAAAAAUUUGAAUAAACAUAACUUGUAAAUAAGGAAUCCUUUGACCUGUGGUGUGUCCAACGGCUGAGACUCUACACCCACUAUAUACCCAGCGAUAAAUAUUGCACAUAGGUCUUUAGAAAGAGACAAAUGGCGACAACGAGAGAGAAAGUGACAACGAUCUACGGAGCCGAAAAUCCGAUGUGCUAUAUUUAUCGCCGGGUACUGUAAUAAAAGUGUCCGGCUUUGAAUCAAUCAUCCACAAAAAAUAAUUGGAAUGAGUUUGACUCUUUAGUUUGCUCGUUCUUAUGUCAUCGUCAUUUAAACACAAUCGUGAAUGCUUUUCAUUUGUUCCAUAGAUAGAUCUUGUACUUACUUGAGGGUACUUGCACACUUCCAGUGUACGUGGUGACGGCGGUAGAUGGCGCCACCCUCCUCAUGCUGGACGGCUACUCGUUCUCUAACCCUUCUCCGUUGCCAGGAGGCGAACGCUGGUUCUGCUCGGGCAGGGCUAAGUGGAAAUGCUCUGUCUGUCUCCAUGUUAACGACGAUUAUGAGCUGGUCAGCAUAUCCAAUAAACACACACAUUUGCCGCCGGUUUAUGAAAAAACUAGUAAAGGACUUUUUGUUGAGACUGUGCAUUAGAAUAGUACGUCAGUAACGUGUCUAGUUGUCUUACGGAAAAUUAGAAGAGCAUUUUUGUAAGAUCAAUGUGGAGUAGAUCGUCUAUUACGUAAGACCGUCUACAAGCCCUUUCGGUGCUUCUUGCGCUUGUACACAUACUAGAAGGUCGGUAGAGCAGAAGGAGCAAAGCUCUUACUUUCUGCGUCUGAGUGAAGUACUUUUACAAGUAAGAGAGUUCUUGCCAUAUAACGGUCUUCGCAUCCAAUAAUUGUAUGUCCGCCGGUCUUGUCCACAUUGACCUUAAUAUUAAAAAGAUGAUCCAUAAAUAAAGUUUUAUAAUAAGAGCCUAAAUUGUUACACUAGUAGAAUAAGUCAAGAAAAAACACUUAUAUAUCUGCUCUCUUUCUGUAGUCAUUGUCUAUAAGCAAUCUAUGGUUGUUCAAGGCAAAAUAUAUUAAUGCCUUUAUUAUGUAGCUAGGUAUUAUGAACUUGAUAAAAACGAGUUGGUUGUGUUGAAAUUAUGUGCAGGGUGUUCGUAAAUUGGCCAUUUUUUUAAGAUUAGAAAAUAUUAAUAUAAGAUAUAUUUUAAAUCUAAGACGAAUGUUGGAUGACCCCCCUGAAACCGCCUCUCCAUACAAACGUAUAGUCUAGCAAGUCAAAUGCAGUAAAUAAAAACAAAAAACUAUACCCAUUCCUUUCUUUUUGUGCUAGUACUAGCGUAAGACAAAGACAGUAAGAUUAUCUUUGUCUGUGCUAGAAAUUAGACAGUCCUUAGCCAAACUACAGUCUUCAUUUGCCUCUGGAUAUUAACAUUAUUGAUAAUAUUUGGUUUACAAUUUUUAAUUAUUAUAAAAGUUAGGAGCAUUUCAAAAUGUUUGUAGAAUUUGUUUUUUGCUCGCAAAUCAAACGGAGAGGCAUAGCUAUGGUUAUGUUAUUAUGUAUACAUCAAAUUGUAUAAAAUAUUUUCUAUAUUGUUAAUAUCCAUGAAGGUAAAUCCGGACUACGUUUGUAUGGAGAAGCGGUCGUCCCCUUUCUAUUUACAGAGGCCCACUGAUUACGAGUUCGCCGGACAAUAUCUGCCUGUCAGUUCGUUUCGCAAGCUGACAAUUCUUGAUUGUCAGCUUUUGCGAAUAACUUACAGGCCGAUAGCGUCCGGCGAACUGGUAAUCAGUGGGCCCCUUAAGGGUGCAUUACACUGGAUCGUUUAAAAUCCAUUGUUUCAUGCGAACAAGCUUGAAUCGAAUCGGUGUAAUAGCGCCAUAACCUGUGAAGUACAAAACACGAAUACUUGCGAUUUUUAUAUUUGUAAUAUUUACUUCUUUAAAUGUAGUUUUUAUGAGUUUUUAUAAUAUUUGGUACCAGAUUUUCAGCUUAGAAUUUGUCUAGUGUUAUUUAGAUUAAUCAAUAAGAUUUUUUGAUCUCGUUUCAGGAAGAUAAAAAAUUGCAAAGUAAUUAUAUUCCAUUCUGGAAUCAAAAAUAGUUUUAGCAUUUACAUUCAUAGCUUCAAUGGAAUAAAUUAAAUUGUAUACGAACGUUUGCCUUCAGUGUACAAAAGCAGUACUAUAAUCUACAUUAGAAAUUUAAUAUUAUUGCCAUGGCUCAUGUUGGUGUACCUACGUACCACGUAAAAUGCAAAUAAAUUAUUAAUUAUUCGAGAUUUACUAUUAAUGUCUUGGUACACUGGUAGGUUUAAUUAAUAACAAACAGAGGAAAGUACCUGUUUUACCUAAUACACGACUUAAAGUAACCGUAAGUAGGUAGGUAGCUACUCUUAUUAUUAUAAAAAAUACAAUCUUACAUAUUGACAGCAUAAUAUGUCAGUCGUACCUAAACAGGCUACUUAUACGUCAGGCAAAAGGAAAAUAGCAGACUCAAUCGAGUAAUACAUAUCCAAACCCUACCCCCAGAUUAGAUUUAGAUUUAUUUAUUUUCAUAACGAUAAAUUACAGUAUAAAUUAUUCUUAUGUUAAUCUAUAUGAAUUUACAUUAUGAUCGUCAAAAUAAAAUAAAUUAAAAAAUGUAUUUUAAUAAGGAUUUACAAUUCAGCAUGUUGGUAAUUACACUAAUUACAAAGAACAUAUGUUAAGAUUAAGAUAUUUUAUUCUAAUACAUGUUCGUUAUUUUAGGUCAAAUAACAUCAGCAUGGAAAGUUGAAAUAAUGAGCGAUGGCAAUGAAUCGGUGUUCGAUGCUUCAGAUUAUGAAGACCGAGAUAUCGAACUUGAUAGCGGCAGUGAAAUGAGCUUAGAUGAAAGUGAAAAUUGUGGCGCAUUUAAAGAUCGUAGUCGGUCGCCUACUCGCCGCCGCAGUCGAUCUUCUACCAGAAGUCAUGCUAGUCGGGACCGAUCAAGAUCGGGAAGGCGAAGCCGUUCUGUUGACUCAGACCCAUCUAAUAAAUUACGAAAAUGGCGACAAUCUUCCUAUGAUGAUAAGGAUCAUUCAUGGUACCCAUCUUAUCCUGCUCUUGCUUGUCGCUCACCCUUUGAAUAUUUCCAAGAAUAUUUCGAUGAUGAAUUCUUUCAAACCUGCGCAGAAUGUACCAAUUUAUACUAUAAACGCAAACACCGAGGCAACGAGCUUAAUACGACAGCGGCCGAAAUCAAGAAUCUCUUUGGAGUUCUACUUGUUAUGGGGUGUAUCAGUUAUCCCAGGACACAUAUGUAUUGGCGCCAAAAAAUGCAACUGCUGCUGAUUUCUAAUGUUAUGUCUAGGGACCGUUUCUGUUUGCUGCGUGAGCAUAUUCAAAUAGUACCCACUGACAAGGCUCCAUCGGUGAAUAAAACUGCUCUUUGGAAAGUUCAACCUGCAAUCGAUGCCGUACGUAAUGCUUGUAGGAAAUUAAAAAGAAUUCCUUCAUUUUAUAGUGUGCACGAGCAUAUGAUACGGUUGACUGAAAAAUCUCACAAUAAUCCCUGCAGUAAAUCCAAGCCUAUUGGUUUGAAAAAUUACAUUGUUACCACUGGUGAGGGGCUGAUAGUUAAUUUCGAAAUAAAUUGCUCAAAGAGCCCAAAAUUGGACCGCUCUAUAGGAGAAGGGCCGGGAGUAGUUCUUUGCUUAGCUCAAGAUAUUCCACGUGGAAGCUGUAUAUAUUUCAACAAAUACUUCAAUACAAUUCCGCUGUUGGAUAGGUUAAGCGAGAUGGGUCUACACGGUACUGGUACCAUAGGUGCAAAUAGAGUACCGAACGGCAAGGAAUUGAACCUCUCAGAGAAGGAAGGUAUGAAGAGUGGUGAUAUUCAGCAGUAUGUUUCUGGAGAAGUCGCGCUAGUUAAAUGGGUCGAUACUCGUAAUAAAGCUGUUUUGAUAGCGUCGAACUGCACAGGAGGUGAUAACGUUAAAACUGUACAAAAAUUCAACAAUAAAGGUAAAGAACUCAUACCAGUGAAAGCCCCUCAAGUCGUUAUGAAUUAUAACAAGAAUAUGGGCGGGGUGGAUAUUCUCCAUCAGGCCUUUGAAUAUAACAAGACAGUUCAAAGAACUAAGAAAUGGACUGUAAAGGUUUUGAGUCAUCUUUUGGAUUUGGCUGUUGCAAAUGCUUGGCGACAAUAUAGACUUGACCGUCAGGGACAAGGCCAGUCAUCGAGAAAAGACAAAGACUUACUUUGGUUUCGACUAGACGUCGCCGACUGUCUGACGAACUGCCCUGAACGAGAACGGCGAGAAGAGGCCUCCGAUACAGCUGACAAUGCAUUAUUAACUCUUGGCAAAUACAAGCAAACGGCACCGCCGUCAGUAGGAAAGCGGUACGAUGGAUAUGACCACCUGCCGAUUUUUGACGAUUCCUUACAAUCGCCUCGUGCCUGUCGUCUUGAACAAUGUAAUUCCAGAACGAAGAUCAUUUGCUCGAAGUGUGAUGUCUACAUAUGCCUUUCGAGGGCUAAUAACUGUUUUUACGCAUAUCAUAAGAAGGAGGUAAAUGAUAAAUAUAAAACUAUUAAAUAAAAUAAGUACUACGAUCCAAAUAAAAACUACUUAUCAAUUAAACAAAAAUUAUAUAUUAAGCUCAAUAACGAGUGUUAACGCCUCGUCUUUGUUCGGGCAUCUUCGGGAGCCGACGCAAUGCAUGGUGCGGGGCGCGGAGAAGUGGGGCCGGCAGCGGCAUUCUCUCAGCAAACUUGCGACGGACGGUUGUGCCCGUCCGCUUACAAUCAGUGAUAACUUUUAACAUCUAUGUAUCACCAAAGUUAAUUAUUAUAUGUGCAUGUAUUGGA